Messenger RNA from Choloepus didactylus (southern two-toed sloth), 1766 nucleotides. RefSeq names its product histamine receptor H4 (gene HRH4). Gene Ontology annotation, biological process: adenylate cyclase-activating adrenergic receptor signaling pathway; adenylate cyclase-inhibiting G protein-coupled acetylcholine receptor signaling pathway; chemical synaptic transmission. The transcript is spliced from 3 exons. Bases 160 to 1335 code for a protein of 391 amino acids. Lineage: Eukaryota; Metazoa; Chordata; Mammalia; Pilosa; Megalonychidae. The record is from RefSeq and is a predicted model, not a curated record. Gene Ontology annotation, cellular component: synapse; dendrite; membrane. Gene Ontology annotation, molecular function: G protein-coupled acetylcholine receptor activity; histamine receptor activity; G protein-coupled serotonin receptor activity.
UUUACCAAGAAUCAGGAAGUACUAUGAGAUCAGCAUUCGAUUUUAAAAAUGUUGUUUUGAGUAUGGGACUUUGUAUUUUAGGUAUCUGAUUGGAAACUAUUCUUUGUCAGAAUUGCCUUGCUGAGUUAUUUGCUGUAUUGAGCUUCUUCAUCAUUUGGGAUGAUAAUGGGUACUAAUAGCACAACUAAUUUAUCACCGAGCACUAAGAUUGCUUUAGCAUUUUUAAUGACCUUACUAGCUUUUGCCAUAACGCUAGGAAAUGCUGUGGUCAUUUUAGCUUUUGUCGUGGACAAAAACCUUAGACAUCGAAGUAAUUACUUUUUUCUUAACUUGGCCAUUUCUGACUUCUUUGUGGGUGCAAUCUCUAUUCCCUUGUACAUUCCUUAUGUACUAUUUGAGUGGAAGUUUGGAAGUCAGAUCUGUGCAUUUUGGCUCAUUGUUGACUAUCUUUUGUGUACAGCAUCUGUGUAUAACAUUGUCCUCAUCAGCUAUGAUCGAUAUUUGUCAGUCUCAAAUGCUGUGUCUUAUAGAGCCAAAAAAACUGGGAUCUGGAAGAUUGUGGCUCUGAUGGGGGCUGUCUGGGUGCUGGCCUUUAUAGUGCAUGGCCCCCUAAUUCUAGCAUUAGAGUCUUGGAAGGAAGAGAAGAUGCAAUGUGAACCUGGUUUUCUUUCAAAAUGGUAUAUCCUCAUCCUCACGUUAGCCUUUGAAUUCCUGGUCCCAGUCAUCUCGGUGGUGUAUUUUAACAUGUACAUUUAUUGGAGCCUGUGGAAACGUGGUAGUAUCAUUCGGUGCCCAAGCCACACUGCCCUCCCUUCUCCUGUCUCUUCCAGCAGCUGUGGAAACUCACUCAUAUGUGGACUAUUUUCAAGGACAUCUCUUCCUGAACCAGAGGAGACAGAAGUGUCCCUUCAUUCAGGGAAACAGCGAAGAAAGAGCAGUCUCUUUUUUUCCCUAAGAACCCAGAUGAGUCACAGUAUAACUGCUUCCAAGACAUGUUCCCUCUCCCACUCAGAUUCUGUAGCUCUUCACCAAAGAGAACAUCUUGAACUGCUCAGAGCCAAGAAGUUAGCCAAGUCACUGGCUGUGCUCUUAGGUGUUUUUGCCAUUUGCUGGGCUCCAUAUUCUCUGUUCACAUUUGUUCUCUCAAUUUACCCCCCAGACAAACGUCCUAAGUCAUAUUGGUUGGAUAUUACAUUUUGGCUUCAGUGGUUCAACUCCUUUGUCAAUCCUUUUUUAUAUCCAUUGUGUCACAAGCGUUUUCAAAAGGCUUUCUUGAAAAUAUUUUGUAUGAAAAAACAAGCCAUGCUGUCACAAAAUCGGUCAACAUCAUCGUAAAAAUAAUUUUCUAAUUUAAUCCUUCCUAAGUUAAUUCAAUCUAGCUUUCAUUUUGUCUUUCCACUCCACCAGAAAAGUCCUUAAAACGGUAACAUUUGGAAAGUUAAAAAUUUUAACCUGAAAGUAAAUGGAAAAUUAUUCUGAUGAUUAUCAACAGUAUAAUUAUAAAUUGACAACAGUAUAUUUUGUAAAAUUGUAGCCACAAAGUUUUAGCUUAGUCAUCAACUCUUCCUUGCCUUUUAGAUCUUGAUAUAACAUUGGCUGUGAAAGUCAGGAGGUUUCGUUUUCUAUGUUCAGUGUUUGCUACAUUCUUCAAUGAAUUUCCCUUUUUAUUUUAUAGUAAUGAAAACUGGUCAUUUAAAAAUUAUUCCCUAAGGUAUACAAUAGAGAAAAGAAUUAGGUUGCCUGAAUAUAAAGAAGACUUCCUCUUU